GGCGAGCGAGCUCUUCAACCCCAGACUGGGGCGCUUGUGAUUUGCGAGACCCGGCCGGUAGCGCGAUUCGUUUUGCUGUGGCAGGACAAGUUUCAUACAGGCAUGAAUCUCGCUGCGGCGCUGCAAGGUGCUCUGUCUCAGGAUGUUGACGAACGGUCAGAAGCAGAAGGCGACCUGGAGCUGCUACAGGAGCACGAUCUUCCCAACUUCCUCCUGUCCUUAUCGUCUGUGCUCUCGACCGAUGCGCAUCCACCGGCGUGUAGAAAACUUGCUGGCUUUGUUCUCAAGAAUUCGUUCGAGGCAAAGGAUUCCUCAGAUAAGAAGCUACUGUCUAACAAAUGGAUCAACCUCGACCCAUCCAUCAAAUCGAAGGUCAAGGAGGCGUUGCUGGCGUCUCUAGGAUCUCCGGCUGAUGCAUGCCGCAUCUCACCAGAAAUCAUUGCAGUGGUUGCAGCCAUUGAGAUGCCCCGGGGGGAAUGGCGAGACCUCGUUGCCAAACUGCUAGGCAACAUGACGCAGCAGGGCGCGUCUCCUCAACUGAAGCAAAGAACUCUGGUGGCGCUGGGGCUUGUCUGUGAGGCGGUUGAGGUUUUGGAGCCGGAAGAAGUGGACGGUGUUGUGAAUGCUGCCGUCCAGGGGAUGAUGGACCAUGAUCAGCCAAGUUCUGAUGUCCGUUUCGAGGCAUUUAAAGCUCUGUAUGGUGUUCUUGGUUUUGCUGAGGUCAAGCUCACAAAUAUGGAUGACAGGGAUCGUAUAAUGAGCGCAGUUUGUGAAUCGGCUAAAUCCAAAGAUCCGGGCAUCCAGCAUGCAGCUAUCGAUUGCCUUGUUGAAAUUGCAUGCACACAUUUUCUGCUGUUACAGCCUUACAUGACAACCAUACUCAGUCUGACAGCUGAGUGUAUGAAAGGAGAUGAGGAAGCCGCUCACCCGUGUAUUAUGGUGUUCUGGAGCGCUAUCUGUCAAGAAGUGAUUAUACACAGGGGCUCUGUUGAUGCUGAACCUACUGCAGAUUGUCGCUUUAUUGAGGAGGCCCUCUCUUCACUUGUUCCAAUGCUGCUAGAGUAUCUUGUAACCCAAGAAGAUCUAGAGGUUGAUCUAGAGGGAGACGAUUAUGAUCUGAGAUUUACCCUAGGUUAUGAUCUAAGAUUUGCCUUAGGUUAUGAUCUGAGAUGCCAACAUGACCGGAGAGCUACCACACGGUGCCUAGCUCUCAUCGCUAGAACUAUUGGGGAUGCAAUUGUCCCCCUUGUGAUGGGCUCUGUUCAGGCUAACAUCAAAGCGUCAGAUUGGCGUAGACGCAAGGCAGCUAUUUCUGAAAUACGUUUUAUCCUUGAAGGUCCUUCUGUUGAGAAACUUGCUCCCUUGGUUGAUUUGUUGCUCGGCAUGAUGAAAGAUCCAAACAGUGAGGUAAAAGUAACCACUGCUCGUACUCUUGGGCGGAUGUUCGAGCUUCUGCAUUCUCCAGCAAGUGGAAAUGGAAUCAUAACAAAUUCAAACCUUCCUCGCAUCAUCGAUGUGUUGGUACGGAGUAGUGAAGAUACUCAAAGUGUGUCUGAAAAAGUAUGUGGAGCUAUAUAUUUUCUUGCCCGGGGUUAUGAAGAUGCAGAGUCAAUGUCGUCUGAGCUUCCACCUUUCCUUGAUCGUGUUGUUGAAGCUCUUAUUUCUGCUUCAGAACCUGCUGAUGGGACCCCUUUCAGGCUUCCAGCAUCUGCCUAUGAAGCAUUGAGUGAGAUUGUGAAUGUCAGCCACAUACGUGAACCUGGAGUUACAUACGUUGUAGAAGGUUUAAUGCGUCGUAUCAUGAAAAGAUUGUGCAUGACGCUUGAUCGCCGAGCUUUUGCUUUAGAUGACAAGGAGAAGAAAAACAAUCUUCUCGUUAGGCUGUGUUCUCUACUGCAGGUCAUCAUCCAGAAACUGAGAAGCUCAGGAAUGGCAGGAAUAGUUACCGAUGCUGCUCAUGUUUUGUUGUUUCUGUUUUGCCGAGUGUUUGCGAGCGAUAAUUCUACUGUACGUGAUAAAGCAAUGCUUGUCAUUGGCGCUCUUACUAACGCCAGUGGUCCAGAUUUCGGGGAACACAUGCCAAUAUUCAUACAGUUCUAUGAUGUGCACCUACUCUCCCCCAUCUCCUUAGAAGUGAUUGGUGAUAUCUUUCAUGUCUUGGAAGGUAAAAUGUUGCCAUACUGUGAUCAAAUUAUGGAAGUUCUUCACAAAGGUCUCUCAGAAUCGACGCUUAAACCCCUAAUUUUCUCAUGCUUUGGAGACAUUGCUCUUGCUAUUGGCAAGGAUUUCGAGAAGUACCUGAAGGAUGUUCUGAAAAGGCUUAAACAUGAUGCUAAUCUAAAAAACUGUGCCGAUGUUGAGGUUGAUUAUGUUAACCAUCUUAGACAUGGAAUGCUAAAGGCUUACUCUGGCAUACUACGGGGUAUAAAGGACCCUGAAAUUGGGUUGAAAGUAUCAGUGCCUCUAUUUAAAUUCAUUCAAGCUGUCUGCAGAGACCAGAGCAGGGACCAAAGUGUGAGCCUCGCUGUAGCUGAUGUCUUGGCGCAGUUUCAUCUUACGGCUGGCUCAUGGGUAGAGGAAAUGACUGAGAAAGCAAUGAUUAACUACCAUGAGGGUGUAGGUUUCUUCUGAGUCCAUUUGGUGUGGAUGAAUGAAAGGAUCAACGUAGAUGUAGCCUCAGUAGUAGGAUCCUUCUCAUCUGUGCACUAUUUUGGUGGGUUCUGGCAUCGGAUAAACUUAAAAUUCUGGCAUUGGGCAGGCUAAACUUGUUUAACUUUUGACGAAUCUGGCCCUAGCUUCCGAGUGACUUUCACCCACUCUGGAUCCUUCGAAAAACCUGAUCCAGCGCCAUGCAGUUUGG
Molecule: messenger RNA, 2860 nt
Organism: Lolium rigidum
Lineage: Eukaryota; Viridiplantae; Streptophyta; Magnoliopsida; Poales; Poaceae
Product: importin subunit beta-1-like
Exons: 3
Coding region: 103-2631 (842 amino acids)
Biological process (GO): protein import into nucleus
Cellular component (GO): cytoplasm; nucleus
Molecular function (GO): nuclear import signal receptor activity; small GTPase binding
Source: RefSeq, a predicted model, not a curated record